Manihot esculenta (cassava) is the source of this 959-nucleotide messenger RNA. Its product is annotated as probable peroxygenase 4. The record is from RefSeq and is a predicted model, not a curated record. NCBI's taxonomy places the organism in Eukaryota, Viridiplantae, Streptophyta, Magnoliopsida, Malpighiales, Euphorbiaceae. The transcript is spliced from 7 exons. Gene Ontology annotation, molecular function: monooxygenase activity; calcium ion binding. The coding region runs from base 187 to 804 and encodes 205 amino acids.
CAGUUUUAGUUUGUUUAAAAAUUUCCUAUAAAUAUGGAGCAACAAAAGGAAGCAAUUCUCAGAAUAAAGAAUGCGUAAAACCAUAACACACUCUCUUUGCUUCUUCUGCCUUCAUUUCCUUUCUUGAUUCCCUUCCUCCUCAACCAAACACAACCCAAUUCUCCAUCUCUUCUGUGUUUGAUUUCAAUGGAUUCCACUAAUUCCAUAACAAACCACAAGCAAGAAAAGGGAAAAUUUAAACCAAAUGACCACAACGUUCUGCAGAAGCAUGUUUUCUUCUUUGAUAGGAAUCAGGACGGCUUAGUUUAUCCAUGGGAGACCUUUCAAGGGUUUCGUGCAAUUGGGUGUGGUGUGCUGCUUUCUGCUGCGAGUGCCGUUUUCAUCAAUAUGGGUCUCAGCCGGAAAACUCGCCCUGGAAAGGGUCCUUCUCUACUCUUCCCUAUUGAGAUUCAGAACAUCAAUCUAGGCAAACAUGGAAGCGAUUCUGGUGUCUAUGACAAGGAUGGAAGAUUUGUUCAUGAAAAAUUCGAAGCUAUUUUCCGAAAUCAUGCACGUACACAUCCAGAUGCACUAACGUCAAGUGAACUGAUGGGAAUGCUAAAGGCGAACAGAGAACCUAAAGACUACGCAGGAUGGGUUGCAAGCUGGACAGAAUGGAAAACAUUGUACAGUCUUUGCAAGGACAGUAAUGGUUUGCUGAAGAAAGAAACGGUAAAAGCUGUUUACGAUGGAAGUCUUUUUGAACGCAUGGAGAAGGAGAAAGAGAAGCAAAAAGCAUCGGAUAAAAAGAAAGCUUCUGUUUAGAAAUUGGCAUAAUCGUAGGAACGGAGACUCUUCGGAUUGGCUGCAGUUAUAAUGUUGAUGAAAAAAAAAUUUAUAUGUAGAUUGAGUAAAACUAUUGUUUUCUUUGUUUGUGGUAAAUGCAUAUAAAUAAAACAUAUCAACUAAAAUCAUGGCAA